GUCAGAGUAGGCGGAGAGUCUCAGAGGAAGGAGCCCCUGGGAGCUGCCCCCCACCCCCACCCACGCCAUGGCGAGCGUGGUGGUGAAGACGAUCUGGCAGUCCAAAGAAAUCCAUGAGGCUGGGGACCCCCCGGCGGGGGUCGAGAGCCGCUCCCAGCUGGUCCCUGAGGCUCCUGCGGGGGUGACCAGCCCAGUCAAGGGGAUCGCGAAGAAAAAGAAGGCCGUGUCGUUCCACGGGGUGGAGCCUCGGAUGUCCCACGAGCCAAUGCACUGGUGCCUGAACCUCAAACGGUCCUCGGCCUACACCAACGUGUCCCUGCUCAACCUGGCCGCCAUGGAGCCCAUCGACUCCUCGGGGACAGACUCAACGGCGGAAGACAGCAGCUCACUAGCACUGCCUGUGCCCCCUGCCUCCCCCACCCCACCCUGGGCUCCAGAUGACCCCGACAUCACGGAAAUACUGAGUGGCGUCAACAGUGGAUUGGUCCGUGCUAAAGACUCCAUCACCAGCUUGAAGGAAAAGACCACUCGGGUUAACCAGCACGUGCUGACGCUGCAGAGUGAGUGUUCUGUGCUGAGUGAGAAUCUAGAGAGAAGGCGGCAAGAGGCGGAAGAACUAGAAGGGUACUGUAGUCAACUCAAGGAGAAUUGCCGGAAGGUGACCAGGUCGGUGGAAGAUGCUGAGAUAAAAACCAAUGUCCUGAAGCAGAACUCUGCCCUGCUGGAGGAGAAGCUGCGCUACCUCCAGCAGCAACUGCAGGAUGAGACGCCGAGGAGGCAGGAGGCCGAGCUGCAGGAGCUAGAGCAGAAGCUGGAGGCUGGCCUCUCCCGGCAGGGCCUGGGCCCCGCCACCCAGCCACCAGGCUGCUCUGGCCCGUCAGGGAGCCCCGACGAACCCCCGCGACCCCGAGGCCUGGUCCCAGGCGGCUGGGGAAUGGGGCCCCGGGCAGGGGAAGGCCCCAUCGUGAGCGAGCAGGAGUUGCAGAAGGUCUCUGCUGGCCUUGAGGAGCUGAGAAGGGUGGUGUCCUCACUGACCGCCCGGUGGCAUCAGGAGGAGGGAGCGGUGCAGGAGGCCCUACGGCUGCUCGGGGGCCUGGGCGGCAGGCUCGACGGCUUCCUGGGCCAGUGGGAGCGGGCGCAGCGCGAGCAGGCGCAGACCGCGCAGGGCCUGCAAGAGCUGCGGGGCCGGGCGGACGAGCUGUGCACUAUGGUGGAGCGGUCAGCAGUGUCUGUGGCUUCACUGCGGAGUGAACUGGAGGGGCUGGGCCCAGUGAAACCGAUUCUGGAAGAGCUUGGGCGGCAAUUUCAGAACUCUCGAAGAGGGUCCGACCUCUCUAUGAACCUAGAUCGGGCCGCCCAAGGCUCCUGUGCCCGCUGUGCCAGCCAGGGGCAGCAGUUGUCCACGGAGUCCUUGCAGCAGCUGCUGGAGCGAGCGCUGACCCCACUAGUGGAUGAAGUGAAACAGAGGGGCCUGGCUCCUGCCUGCCUCAGCUGCCAGAGGCUACACAAGAAGAUUCUGCCCAGUCCAGCAAGCCCAGCCGCGCCUACACUCCUCUCCCCAGGAGCUGGAGCGCCAGGCCUUGGCCAAACACGUCAGGGCAGAGGCCCUGAGCUCCACCCUUCGGCUGGCCCAAGACGAAGCCUUGCGGGCCAAGAACCUGCUGCUGACGGACAAGAUGAAGCCGGAGUGAGGAAGGAGGCUGAGGGCAUGGGAGGAGGGGAGAAGGUGGCCGCUCUGGACUAUCUACACUUGAAGAUGUGCUCCCUCCACGAUCAACUCAGCAACCUGCCACUUGAGGGGUCCGCGGGGACAAUGGGGGGAGGAAGUGGUGGGGGAACUUCCCCAAAACGUGGGGGCCCAACCCUUGAGCAAUAAAUGGCCCCUCAUGCUG
This is a messenger RNA of Hippopotamus amphibius kiboko, 1892 nucleotides long. It is a transcript of the gene TSKS, whose product is annotated as testis specific serine kinase substrate. Gene Ontology annotation, cellular component: centriole. Lineage: Eukaryota; Metazoa; Chordata; Mammalia; Artiodactyla; Hippopotamidae. The record is from RefSeq and is a predicted model, not a curated record. The transcript has 11 exons. Bases 68 to 1876 code for a protein of 602 amino acids. Gene Ontology annotation, molecular function: protein kinase binding.